Messenger RNA from Blastomyces dermatitidis ER-3, 2254 nucleotides. RefSeq names its product glycosyltransferase. Gene Ontology annotation, biological process: dolichol-linked oligosaccharide biosynthetic process. NCBI's taxonomy places the organism in Eukaryota, Fungi, Ascomycota, Eurotiomycetes, Onygenales, Ajellomycetaceae. Gene Ontology annotation, cellular component: UDP-N-acetylglucosamine transferase complex. The record is from RefSeq and is a predicted model, not a curated record. The coding region runs from base 892 to 1929 and encodes 345 amino acids. The transcript has 3 exons.
CUAUAGUCAGGAUGCGACGGCGACGGCAAGUAUGAAGCGAGCGUCUGAGUGAGGAGAUGCUGGUUUUUCAAGCACGUUGAACAGAACAACGACGAGUCUAGAGCCGGGAGGUCUGGGGAGCUUGCUCUGGGGAUGGGCUGUGCGUAUUGCGUGUAUCGAGUUCCCGAAGAAGCUUCGCUAGCUGGAGGAUCGGUGAUUUCGCCAUGCUAUUGGGUUUAGUAUCAGAUGGUUAACUGCCAGGCACUGUUGACACUGCCACUUGCGGAUGGGCUCGGGCUGAGACUGAGCAGAUCGACGGCCACAGUAGAAGCAGCUCAAUCGCUUUUUAAAGAGGGACGGCAUGGCUGGCUACAUGCGACAAAACGUUGAGGGUUGAGCGUCGCUGGCGAGCAGAAGUCUUUUUUUUCUCGAGAUAAACGCGAGGAGUUAAGACAGGCAACACAGCAAUCGCCGAGAGCUUGGCGCGCCUGUGGUAAAGGAGGUUGGGCAUGGCUGGUAUAAAUAUACAACUCAACCAUCUGAAAGGAAUUAGAAUGAAUAUGAAGACGAAUGAAUAUCGGAUUGGAUGUAAACGCCAUUCAUAGAUAAUCAAUACUUCCAGGCCGGGCCAGUUAAUUCCUCACAAUGCGAAUCAUUGAGACCCCGUGAAUGACCUUUGAGAGCAUCAAAGACACCAUCCAAGGUGUAUUCCCUACACCCGUUCACUCAGGAGCUAUUCACCUGUCGCAUGCUGGAUGAUUCAAGUUUCUUCAAUAUUGACUAUCGUGUUGGCCGAAAGGGACCAGGGCUAUCCUGACGUUUAGUCGGAGAACUCAAAGAGGGUGUUGUGUUCUCCCUGAGAAUACCAUUCUACGCAGCUCAAUCACCUUUAUCCUAUCACCUUCGUCCCCAAUGGCUUUGGUGACUCUCAGUUCCCCCGCACUUAUGACAAGUGCCAUAAUUAUUUUGCUGAUUACUUCGUAUUUCUAUUAUCUCAAAUUCAGCAAUGGCCAUAACAGCAGUAAUAGGCAUACAAGCCAGGGAAAAACACAGCGUCAUGCCCACCUCCUCAUCGUCCUGGGCAGCGGCGGGCACACGGCGGAAAUGCUCGCCAUGCUAGAACAUGCUCCGUUGGAUGCGAAUCUCUUCACCUACCGCACCUAUGUCGUUAGCUCAGGGGAUUCCUUCAGCGUCCUCAAAUCUGUAGAAUUUGAGAAGCGCCUUCUUGAGCAGCAACAACGUUCUCUUCCUACAACUGCUGCUGCUGCUACUACCUCUAGAAAAGGAGAGCCCAUCCAGCCUCAGCCUACAACAAGGCGGACAAGCGACCUGCAGGAGGCGAAGGAUGACGAGCGGAAACAUCUAGAUUCUUCGGCCCUUAAAGCACUAUCAGAAUCACCUCCGUCAUCAUAUACAAUUAUCACAGUUCCUCGCGCAAGAAGGGUACAUCAAUCAUUCCUGACAGCGCCCAUAUCGACCCUCCAUUGCCUGUGGGUCUGCAUAUGUGUUCUCCGAGGCAAACAUCGCGAUCCGAAAAACAACAAUGAGAUGCCGCCUUCAUUAUCAACCUCAGCAGCUUCUUCAACUCCUACAGGACCGCCCACACCAAUCCCUUACCCUAACAUAAUCCUCACAAACGGCCCCGCCACCGCUGUCUGCGUCAUCCUGGCUGCCAAAAUGCUCCGUGCCGUCACCUCCAUCUCCACAUUCCUCUUUAUCUUCUUCCAAAAUCAAUCGUCCCAACAACUGCAGCCCUCCUCCUCCCACCACAGGGAAAGAUAUUUACGCACCAUCUUCAUCGAGUCAUGGGCACGUGUUACCACGCUUAGUUUAUCAGGAAAGAUAGUUCUGCCGCUUGUGGAUCGUUUUUUGGUGCAGUGGGAAGGGCUGGAAGGGUAUUCGAGCUGGUUUGGUGGCACGGCGGAGUUUGUGGGUGCGCUUGUUGUGUAGUGGUGAUGGGUGAAGCGAUAUUCAGUUGGGUCCUGAUGUAUUUUUUACAAAUUAUUUUUUCAUUUCCUCCCUCUUAAACACUCAACCUCAUGUCUGUCAUUUGAUUCUGCCAGAGAGAGUCUCUGACCCAAUUCUCCUCCGCCUACAGUAUAGCAAAGGCAAAGCCUGUAAGAUGUACAGUAGUGUUCAAGAAGUCAGUGUACUAGAUUAUUAUUAUUAUUCUUCAAUUAUAGAUGUAUGCAGUCAGAGACUAUAACAUCUACCUGAGAACUGAAAGAUUUUUCUAGUAAUUUUCAGCUAACUAAUAUACAUUUGUCAAUUUCAG